Messenger RNA from Brassica napus (rape), 2770 nucleotides. Its product is annotated as peroxidase 34-like. Gene Ontology annotation, biological process: hydrogen peroxide catabolic process; response to oxidative stress. NCBI's taxonomy places the organism in Eukaryota, Viridiplantae, Streptophyta, Magnoliopsida, Brassicales, Brassicaceae. Gene Ontology annotation, molecular function: peroxidase activity; heme binding. The record is from RefSeq and is marked provisional.
UGAUAUCUUUGGGUUUGACUGAAAGAUUAUGGCUGAAAAGAUUGUGGCCGGAAAAGGUCAUGGCCCGAAAAAAAAAUCAUGGCCGGAUUUGGAUUUAGGGGUUCAGCCGAUUAUUGCUUAGAGUUUAGGGGAUUGAUAAAAAUCAAGCAAAAAGGAUUUAGGGAAUUGAUAUGUAUAAUGGCCAUCAAGAUACAUAUCCGGUUAUAAAACAAACAAGGGGAUUUGAGAUUUUGAUGUGGAUAAGGGCCGAUUUGGAUCGGUAAGCACAUCGAAUGAGAUUAAGAUUUUGAUGGCCAGCUUAUUCAUCCGGCUAUACAGCCGGUAAUACGGCCAAACAAAGAUUAUGGGUUUCAAUCCUUUAGUCAAUCCGGAUUUAAGGUCGGAUCAAAAUAGGAGAAAAGGGAACCGAUUUUAAGGCUUGGUAGCUAAAAGGGGUUUAUGAUUUUCUCUAAUAUCUUUUAUAAUUUCAAAUAGUUCUUAGAAACAAGAUUCAUAUAGAUCUUAGAUUAUUAAUAAGUUUUAUAAGUUUUUAGAGAUUCUUAGAUCUUUAGAGAUUCAAAUAAUUUUAGAAUCAAGAUUCAUAUAGAUCUUAGAUUCAAGAUUAAUAUUUGUAAUAAUUUUAGAUCUAUAGAUUUUUAUAAGUUUUAUGAUUCAAAUAGAUCUAAUAAUCAGGAUUCAGAUAUGUGGUGUUCUUAGAUUUUAUGGAUAGAUUAGUUUACCUUUUAGAAAACACCAAAUUGAUCUGAAUGGACCACUGUGAGAGAGAGCUAAUCCGCGGAUGAGCUGGUUGAGAGAGAGAUGGAGGAGCUGGCCGAAAAAUCGUGAGAGGGAUAGACUUGGCCGGUGGAGCAAGGCUAAGGGCCGGAAGAGAUGGCCGGAAAAGAGAUGAUCGCCGGCGGAUGGGAUUGCUCAGGUGGAGAGAGUCUCGUGCUGAUAACGUGUUAAGAUUUGUGAGAAAAAUGUUGUAUAUUUCUUAUUGCUUACACCACUAUAUAUAGUGGUUCAUACAAGGUGGAGUCAAAGGGAGAAUUGAUUACAAAGAUACUCUACAUAAUGACAUGGUCAAACUCAUAAAGACUAAGGUUGAAUGGGUCUUCCAUGUGACUAGAUGUAAACCCCAAAUGGACUCUAGUCUUGAACUUGUAUGGUCUAGGUUAUGGACCAUCUACUUCAUGAUUCAUAACAAUAACAAUAUGUGUUUAGUUUAAAUAGACAUCUUUAAACCACCAUUAUCGUCAUCUGACUCAAACUUACCUUAUUAUAAUUCCUCUUUUAUGUAGAAAUCAGAAAUCCAUCGCCGAUGUAAAGUUUUUUGAACAAUAAAAGGAAUAAUAGUUGAAAUAGUUGACAGAAGGAAAAGUCUUCAUUUUUUUGUAUGAAGUCUUCAUUUUGUUUUUGUAUGAAGUCUUCAUUUUAUUGCUAGAAAUAAAAUCCUUCAAUUGAGAAAUAAAGCCCCCAAGUUAGACCCGUGUUGCCUAUAAAGGCAUUCCUCAAGAUAAUAGACUUUCCUCAUCUUCUCUUGUAAACCCAAUCAGAUUAUUUUCCUUUCUUUAGAAAAUGCAUUCCUCUUAUUCUUUUUCUACUUCUUCGACUUGGACAAUCUUAAUCACAUUGGCAUGUAUUAUGUUUCGUGCGUCUCUGUCCGAUGCUCAACUUACACCUACCUUUUACGACACUUCAUGUCCUAAUGUUACUAACAUCGUACGUGCCACCAUUGUCAACGAGCUAAGAUCGGACCCUCGUAUCGCCGCGAGCAUCCUUCGUCUUCACUUCCACGACUGCUUUGUCAAUGGUUGUGACGCAUCGAUCUUGUUAGACAACACGACAUCGUUCCGAACAGAGAAAGAUGCAGUCGGAAACGCAAACUCGGCUAGAGGAUUUCCUGUGAUUGAUACAAUGAAAGCCGCGGUGGAGAGGGCUUGCCCAAGAACCGUUUCAUGCGCAGAUAUGCUCACCAUCGCUGCUCAACAAUCUGUCACGUUGGCAGGAGGUCCUUCUUGGAGAGUUCCUUUGGGGAGAAGAGACAGCUUGCAAGCAUUUUUCAGUCUAUCUAAUGAUAAUCUUCCUUCUCCAUUCUUCACACUUCCAGAACUUAAAGCUAGCUUUGGAAAAGUUGGCCUCGACCGUCCUUCUGAUCUUGUUGCUCUCUCUGGGGGUCACACAUUUGGUAAAAAUCAAUGCCAGUUCAUUAUAGGCAGACUAUACAAUUUCAGCAACACCGGUUUACCUGAUCCUACCCUCAAUACUACUUACCUCCAAACUCUUCGUGGACUAUGCCCCCUUAAUGGUAACCGGAGUGCCUUGGUGGAUUUUGAUCUGCGUACCCCUACGGUUUUCGACAACAAAUACUAUGUGAAUCUCAAAGAACAGAAAGGUCUUAUCCAGACUGACCAAGAGUUGUUCUCUAGCCCCAAUGCCACAGACACAAUCCCCUUGGUGAGAGAAUAUGCUGAUGGCACACAAAAAUUCUUCGAUGCGUUUGUGGAGGCCAUGAAUAGGAUGGGCAGCAUUACACCUCUUACGGGAACUCAAGGAGAGAUCAGAUUGAAUUGUAGGGUGGUGAACUCCAACUCUCUACUCCAAGAUGUGGUUGAACUCGUUGAUUUCGUUAGCUCUAUAUGAGAAUAGUAUCUCAGUAUGUGGCUACCAAAAUAUAUUUUACGAUAAAUAAAGCGCUCUCAAGAUGUUACGUGAGAAUAUUUUAUUUUAGAUCACUAGCUGUUGUCUGUUGUACUUGAAGACUAUAUAAUAAAUAAGUUUUUCUAAGUAA